AUGUCCAAGUAUUGUGAGGCUCUCUCCCAGCUGUCGCUGAUCGGCGCCUGCUGCUAUGGACUUUACGCACUGGCACCGGCUGAACACCCGUAUGGAUAUACAGCAGCCGCAUUUUGCUUUGUCCAUGGACUGCUGUCGCUCGUGCGUGCCCUGGAGGAGGAUGAGGAGUGUGGUCCUACACGCUCCUUUUCUGUGUCAACGGGCAUUGUGGAUGUUAUACCUCUUCCGCUGGCCAAUAUUGAAUUCUACUUGCAAUCCUCUCAAUCGGGUAUGGCCUUGGUGCACGCCCUGUCUCUUAUAUUGGUGCUCUAUGAUAUGAUGGGCAGCUUGGGCGAUGACUGGGAUCGUGCCACGGAGACGGUUAAGGAUCUAUCGCUGCUGGGCAAUGUUGCAUCCGGCGCGUAUUUGGGCACACAGGAAGAUAACUAUUAUCAUGUGGGCGUGGCAGCAUCCGCUGGCAUUGCCCGUUACGGCUCCUCGCUGGUCAGCACAUUCUUGCCGGCCGCGGGUCCCCAUGUGAAUACAUUGAGUAAGGCAGCCAUUAUAGGUCUAAUGACGUACUCCCUCACCAACAAAUGA
Molecule: messenger RNA, 579 nt
Organism: Drosophila novamexicana
Lineage: Eukaryota; Metazoa; Arthropoda; Insecta; Diptera; Drosophilidae
Exons: 1
Coding region: 1-579 (192 amino acids)
Source: RefSeq, a predicted model, not a curated record